Messenger RNA from Triticum dicoccoides, 2011 nucleotides. RefSeq names its product scarecrow-like protein 33. Lineage: Eukaryota; Viridiplantae; Streptophyta; Magnoliopsida; Poales; Poaceae. The record is from RefSeq and is a predicted model, not a curated record. The transcript has a single exon. Bases 26 to 1792 code for a protein of 588 amino acids.
CAUUACCAUUGCCAUUGCCAUCACCAUGGCUGCCACCCCCGUCUUCCCGGUGUUCCCAGACCUUCCCUUGAUGUCCCAUGAUGACAGCAACUGCUUCGCCGUGCAGGAUCACCUGGCACUCCCCUAUAUCGCACAAAUCCUCAUGGAGGAGGAGGAUGACGUUGAUGAAGACAACCCUGCACUCCUCAAAGCCCAGCGACCCUUUGCCCAAAUCCUCUCUUCCAGCAUGCAUGCCUCCACCUUAAUGGCGGACCAAGGCGGCGCUUUGGCCAUCGACGUGCACUCUCCCAGUUCACCCAUCUUCAAGUUCAAGGGUGUUGAUGAGGUCCGCAGCUUGCUGUUGCUCCCCGAUGGGGACUACAGCACUCACAUGUUUAGUACUGCCUUCCUCAGGGGCAUGGAAGAGGCCAACAAGUUCUUGCCCACAAACUGUGAGCUGACGACCACUGGUGGGCAUGAUCAACCCAAGGAGAAAAGUGGCAGGGGCCGCAAGGACAGGCAUGGUGAUGUGGAGGUUGAUGUCAGUAGGACUAGCAGAUUGGUGGAAGCUGGUGCCGGCGAGGUGUUCGACCAAACGCUCAUUGCCAUGGGCAAUGAGACUGGGAACAGCAACAAGAAGGGGAGAAAGAGCAAGGCACGGGUGGUUGACCUGCACACACUGCUGAUCCACUGCGCCAAGGCGGUGAUGGAUGACCGCCGUAGUGCAGGUGAGUUACUCAAGGAGAUCAAGCAGCAUGCAUCACCAACUGGGGACGCCACACAGCGGCUUGCCUACUGGUUUGCUGAGGGGCUGGAGGCACGGCUGACCGGCACAGGGAGACAGGUGUAUGGGUUGCUCACGGCUGAGUGCACCUCUACUGUGAGGCAUAUGCAGGCCUACCAGCUGUUCAUGUCCACCUGCUGUUUCAGGAAGGUAGCCUUCUUGUUUGCCAACAAGGCCAUUUUCAAUGCAGCAGUUGGGAGAAGCAGGUUGCAUAUCGUGGAUUAUGGCCUCCAUUGUGGGUUCCAGUGGCCUGAGCUGCUGCGCUGGUUGGCUUCAAGGGAUGGUGGCCCACCGGAGGUCAGGAUCACCCACAUUGAACUCCCAUUGCCUGGGGUCUACCCAGAAAAACAUAUGGAGCAGAUAGGUAAUCAGCUGACUGACAUUGCACAAGAGCUUGGUGUGCCGUUCAAGUACCGUGCUAUCAUGGCACAGUGGCAGACCAUUUGCAUUGAGGACCUGGACAUGGAACCUGACGAGGCGCUUGCUGUGAAUGACCAGUUCAAUUUCAGGACCUUAAUGGAUGAGAGUGUCGUCAUAGCCAGCCCGAACCCCAGGGAUGUCGUCCUCGGCAACAUCAGCAAGAUGAAGCCAGACGUGUUUGUCCAAAGCACCGUGAAUGGCUCCUAUGGCACCUUCUUCUUGUCACGGUUCCGAGAGGCCCUUUUCUACCACUCUGCGCUAUUUGACAUGCUUGAUGCAACCAUGCCACGGGAGAGCAAACUGCGGCUGGCGCUGGAGCGUGACGUCUUUGGGUGGAUGGUCCUGAAUGCCGUCGCAUAUGAGGGAGAGGACCGAGUGGAGCGCGGUGAGACCUAUAAGCAUUGGCAGAUCAGAAACCAACGAGCAGGCCUGAGGCAGCUGCCACUGAACAGAGAGACUGUUAAGAUGGCUAGGGACAUGGUCAUGGGUGACUACCACAAGGAUUUUGCCAUAGAUGAGGAUCACCAAUGGCUGCUACAGGGAUGGAAGGGUCGUAUUCUCUACGCCCACUCAACAUGGGUGGCAGAGGGAGCUAGCUCCCAUUGUUAGCUAUUUUUCUCCUUUCUGCACAGGAACAACAGCUGCUAUGGGCAGUUAAUACUAUACUGUUUGUGAUGAGGUUUAUAUUCUAAACUUUGAAGAUGCAUUUUUUUUAUGGGAUGGCAAAAGGCAUUUGGGAUGAUGUGGCAUUUUCUUUGCUUUUUUUGUACUCAACUGUAUAAGAAGAUAAAUAUAUUUCUAUGUUUUUUAAGAUAAAAUAUAUAUCUA